CCGCCCGCCCUCAUCUCGUGUGAACUCCGCCCCCCACCGUCCACCUUUCCUCCCAUCAACGCUCCCCUUCCCCCCUCAGUGGCGGGCAAUCGCUAAUGUCCCCGGCCUCCUCGAAGCCGAUGGGUCCCAGCGAGAAGGCCCUCUCGUCGGCGGUGUCCCUCGCCGACGGGGCGGCCUCGACGCGCGCACGGCCUCGGCGGCCGCAAGGCGACCCGGCCGCCGGGCCGGGUGUCUCUCUCUCGCCUGACCCCUCUCUGUCCACGGACAACCCGUACCUGGAGCCCACCUCACCGGCGGCCACCUCCAACGCCCUGGUUCGGUCCACCUCCAUCAAGAGCGCCUCCUUCCAUGUGCCGCGUCCGGUCUGGGCCCGCAUCUACACUCUUCCCUAUGCGACGCUUUACCUCAUCGCGGCCGGCCUCUAUGCGGCUGGCAUCAUUGCCAACCCGGAUGUCUGGCUGCUCCUCGGUGUGGCCAUGGUUUUUGGCCAUGUCCUGCUGAUCCUCUCCUGCCAGUGGAGUAUUUCGCUGCGUGUGCGAGUUCUCUGCCGCGAGGUGACCGACCCGUACAAGGCCGUGUACAUUCGCGUGGAGCCGGUCCCCCACAAGGGCAAGCCCACGGUUUGCCCCCUGCUCGUUGACACCUCCACCGGUCAGCGUCAGCUGUACUUUGUGUAUCAGCUGCGCAAGUUUGUCUAUCAUGAGACCCAUAAGUACUUCUACCGCGAGCAUUUCGAGACUAGCCGGCCGCUGCAUUACUACCGCCAGUGGCGUGGGUAUUCCAAUGAGCUGGAUGUCUUUGAGAACGAGCGCAAGUGGGGCCAGAACACUCUUGCCAUCCCCCAGCCCACUUUCCUGGAGCUCUUCAAGGAACACUCCAUUGCCCCCUUCUUCGUGUUCCAGGUCUUCUGUGUGGUCCUCUACAUGUUCGAUGACUAUUGGUACUUCAGCCUGUUCACGCUCUUCAUGCUGGUGACCUUCGAGGCGACUGUGGUCUCGCAGCGCCUGAAGAACUUCACCGAGCUGCGCAACAUGUCCCCCAAGCCGUUCCCUGUGAAUGCCUUCCGCUUCGGUCAGUGGGUGGAGAUCUCCAGCUCGAAGCUCAUCCCAGGUGACAUUAUUUCGAUUGUCCGCUCGGAGAAUGAUCGCGGCGUCCCCUGCGAUGUUCUCUUGCUUGACGGCACGUGCAUCGUCAACGAGGCCAUGCUCACCGGCGAGAGUGUCCCGCAGCCGAAGGAAUCCCUCGCGGGUGUGACUGGCGUUGCACCGGGUGCCACUGCCGAUGCAGCGGCUGCCGCGGCUGCCGAGCUCCUGGAUCUGCGCUCGCGCCACCGGGCCCUUUGUGUCUUUGCCGGCACGAAGGUUGUUCAGGCUGAGUCGGCCAUCAAUGCCUCCAUCGAGACCCCCCCUGACGGCGGGUCGCUCGGGUUUGUCUUGCGCACCGGCUUCAACACCUACCAGGGCAAGCUCAUUCGGACCAUUGCCUCCAGCACGGAGCGCGUCAGUGCCAACAGCGCUGAGAGCCUAUUCUUCAUCCUCUUCCUCAUGGUCUUUGCCGUCAGCGCGUCGGUUUACGUCUGGAUGGAAGGCAUCGCCAAUGAUCGCGAUCGAUACAAGCUCCUGCUCAACUGCAUUCUCAUCGUCACCAGCGUCAUCCCCCCGGAGCUGCCCAUGGAGCUGGCCCUGGCCGUGAACCAGAGCCUGGUGGCCCUGACCCAGAAGGCCAUCUUCUGCACGGAGCCCUUCCGCAUCCCGCUUGCCGGGAAGCUGGACAUCUGCUGCUUCGACAAGACCGGCACCCUGACCACGGAUGAGCUGACCCUCGAGGGUGUGGCCCUGCCCAGCAUCUCCUCCGCAUCCAACCCCCUGGAGUCCCUGUCCUCGGCGCGGCUGGCCCCGGGCCCGGCCUCGGCCCCCUCGGCGUCGUCGCUGAUGCUGAAUGCCGACCUCUUUGCGCCCGGCGCUCCGACGCACCUGACUCCGGUGGCCGGGCUCGGCCUGCAUCCGGCUUCAUUGGUGCUGGCGUCCUGCCACUCACUGUCGGCCUUGGACCCGAAGACCGCGGCUGCGGCGGCCAAGAAGCCGCAGGCUGCCGGGCCCAAUGCCCCGGCCGCCCCCAUGCGCAUGAUCGACUGCCUGGUGGGUGACCCGCUGGAGCGGGCGAUGCUCGCGUCGCUCGAGUGGAACCUGCUCAGCCGUCGGGAUGACACUUCCGGCCUGGUGCCCCCGGGGCAGACGAUGAUGACGGCCGUGUCGCAGCCGGAGGCCGGCGGCCGCCGGCGCACUUUGCGCAUCCUCCGGCGUUUUGCCUUCUCCUCGGCCAUGAAGCGCAUGGCCACGGUGUCGCUCUUCAGCGGGGACCUGCCCCUCGGACAGCAGACCCCGGCCCUGGACCAGCCCCGGGUGCUGAUCAGCGUCAAGGGAGCGGCCGAGGUGAUUGGCGACCUGCUGGCCGACAAGCCGGAGUGGUAUGAUCGGGUGCAGCGGCACUACGCACGCCAGGGUCGCCGGGUCCUGGCCCUGGCCUAUCGGUUUGCCGAUGACCUAGCCACCGCCAAUGGUGGGAGCAUGGUCUCCAGUGAGUCCUCCUCGCCGGAUGGCGGGUCUCCCGCCGGGUCGGAUCUCAGCAAUGAGGAUGUCGAUGACAAUGUCGCGGCCGGCAACGGCACCAAGCAGUCGACCGGGGCCUCUCCCGGGUCUGGGACCAAGCAGUCGCAGCAGCCACAGCAGCAGUCGGGCUUCUGCGCGAAAACGGUCGGCGCCCGGGUGGCCGAGCUGACCCGCGACCAGGCCGAGUCGGAUCUCCUGUUCGCCGGGUUCCUGGUGUGCUCCACGGCCCUGAAGCCGGAUGCCGCCGAGUCGAUUCGCCUGCUCCGCGAGUCGUCGCACCGGUGUGUCAUGAUCACCGGCGACAGCGCCCUGACCGGGGCCCAUGUGGCUCGCGAGGUGGGCAUCGUGGCCCGGCCGGCCAUGUUCCUGGAGGAGGAGACGUCGACGGUGGGCGAGGAGUCCACCGGUGGCGCCGGCCCCGGCCCCGGCGCGGCGGCCCUGUCGCGGCUGGUGUUCGUCGAUGAGGAGGACCGCGCGCAGCCGGUCGAUCUCACCGAUCCGGCGGGGCUGGAGCGCAUCUUCUACGAGUAUGAUGUCUGUGUGUCGGGUGGUGCUCUGGGGCACUUCUUCCGGCUGAUGGAGGCCGAAAUGGAGCGGCGCACCCUGCGGGACUUGGCCCAGCGCCCGUCGCUGGCCCGGCUGCUGGCGCAUUUCCGCGUCUUCGCCCGGACCUCGCCCGAGCAGAAGGAGCGCAUCCUCACCCUGCUCAAGACCCUGGGCUAUGUGACGCUCAUGUGUGGCGAUGGCACCAACGAUGUGGGGGCCCUGAAGCAGGCGCACGUCGGGGUGGCCCUGUUGGAUGGCCGGCCGGAGGAUUUGAAGCUGCUGCUGGCGCAGAUGCGCGCCCAGCAGCUCCAGCGCCAGCGCCAGGCCCUGGCCGAGCACCAGCGCCGCAUUGCCGAAGCUCGCCAGCGCUUGUCGCAGGCGUCGGCGGCCGGCGGCGGCACCGGUGCCCCGCGGCCCUCCCUGCGCGAGGUCUUCCAGAUUGCCCAGUCCACCAUGGAGUCGGCCGAGGCCGGUGCCGGCGGCGGGGACGAUCCCUUCGGCCAGCAGUCCAUGGUCCGCCUGGGUGAUGCCUCGAUUGCGGCGCCCUUCACCUCGAAGUUGUCCCACGUGAAGGCCAUCUGCGAUGUGGUGCGCCAGGGGCGCGCCACGCUGGUGACCACCAUGCAGAUGUACACCAUUCUGGCCCUGAACUCCCUGAUUUCGGCACACUCCCUGAGUGUCCUCUACCUGGCGGGCAUCAAGUUCAGCGACGUGCAGUACACCAUCUCGGGGAUCCUGCUGUCCGUGUGCUUCUUGUCCCUGUCGCGUGCCAAGCCUGCCGAAAACCUCAGCCGCAAGCGCCCGCAGGCCAACAUCUUCAACUUCUACAUCAUCCUCUCGAUCCUCGGCCAGUUUGCCGUGCACAUGUACUGCAUGAUCAGCGUCACCAACCUGGCCGAGACGAUGAUGGCCCAGGCCGGGGUCAAGCACGUCAUCAAUCUGGAGACUCCCUUCGAGCCGAACCUCCUGAACAAUGGCAUCUACCUGAUUUCGCUUGCCAUGCAAGUGUCCACCUUCGCCAUCAACUACCAGGGCCGGCCCUUCCGCGAGUCGAUCUAUGAGAAUCGGCCGCUCUUCCUGUCGCUGGCCGGUGUGUUUGGCCUGUGCAUCGCCGCUGCCUCCGGGUUCCUGCAUGAUCAGCUGGUCAGCCCGGACGGGACUGGCGCCUCGGCCACCGAGACCCUGGCCGACUGGCUGCAGCUGGUUCCCUUCCCGGCGGAAUUCCGCCAGCAGAUGAUGCGUCUGAUUGCCAUCGACCUUGUGGGUGCCUGGCUGGUGGAGCGCGUGUGCAACUUCCUCUUUGCCGACAACAAGCCCCGCCGGGAGCUGCGUCUGGACCACGAGUAGAUGGAGCGAGGCGCAAAGCCCGUGCCACCUUCCUUUUUUCACACCCAGACUCCCGUGUGUAAGCCCACGGCUGAGAGACGAAUGGGGGGCGGGGUGGCACCUCUUUCCACUCUUUCUCCACGGUAGCCACUCCACAAUGGCAGAGGCUGCCUUGCGUCACCGCACGACGAGCGGGACAUAUCUCCCUCAUUUCCCCGCCUUCCGGUGUGCGUGCAAUCUCGGUGACAAACGAGAGAAAAAAAAAAACAAUACAUGAACCAUAGAUAA
Messenger RNA from Fonticula alba, 4769 nucleotides. RefSeq lists its product as hypothetical. The transcript has 10 exons. NCBI's taxonomy places the organism in Eukaryota, Rotosphaerida, Fonticulaceae. Gene Ontology annotation, biological process: intracellular calcium ion homeostasis. Gene Ontology annotation, molecular function: P-type ion transporter activity; ATP binding; ATP hydrolysis activity. Bases 96 to 4502 code for a protein of 1468 amino acids. The record is from RefSeq and is a predicted model, not a curated record. Gene Ontology annotation, cellular component: endoplasmic reticulum membrane.